Molecule: messenger RNA, 2258 nt
Organism: Pungitius pungitius (ninespine stickleback)
Lineage: Eukaryota; Metazoa; Chordata; Actinopteri; Perciformes; Gasterosteidae
Product: nucleobindin-2-like
Exons: 13
Coding region: 138-1460 (440 amino acids)
Cellular component (GO): extracellular exosome; endoplasmic reticulum-Golgi intermediate compartment
Molecular function (GO): calcium ion binding
Source: RefSeq, a predicted model, not a curated record
UCCGUAUGUUAUGGCCUCAGGAGGCUUGUACCGGUGGCGGAUGACAGCUGUAGACAAGCUGCGGUGAAGCUCAGGCACUUUUGAGGCGAACCGAGCGGGCAGAGCGCGGUGAAGAUUAAGAGGAGCGAAAGCUCGAAAUGGUGGUGCGCAGGGUCAUGGCCCCUUGUGGGCUGGUUCUGCUGAGUUUGUGGCUGUGUGUCCAGUCCGUGCCGAUCAGUAAGGACAAGACCAAAGAACAGCCUCUGAAGGAGGAGAUGGAGCCACCGCGCAGUGCUGAGACGGGCCUGCACUACGACCGCUACCUCCGGGAAGUCAUUGAAUUUCUCGAGAAAGACCCCCACUUCAAAGAAAAGCUCAAAAAUGCCAACAUGGACGACAUCAAGCAAGGCAAACUUUCCAAAGAGCUGGACUUUGUCCACCACAAUUUUCGGACCAAGCUGGACGAGCUGAAGCGGGAGGAGAUGGGCAGGCUGCGGAUGCUCAUCAGGGCCAAGCAGGACAUCCAGGGGGGGAACGGCCGGACUGUGGACCACCAGGCCCUGCUCAAGCAGUUUGACCACCUCAACCACCGGAACCCGCACACUUUCGAGGUGGAGGAUCUGGAACGCCUCAUCCAGUCGGCGACCGUGGACCUGGAGAACUACGACCAGAGCCGCCACGACGAGUUCAAGAAGUACGAGAUGGUGAAGGCGCACGAGAGGAAGGAACGCCUGAGCAACAUGAGCGAGGAGGAGCGCAGGGCGGAGGAGCAGCGCUACGAGGAGAUGAGGAAGAAGCACGCCGAGCAUCCCAAAGUGAACCACCCUGGCAGCGAAGACCAGCUGAAGGAGGUGUGGCAGGAGUCCGACGGGUUGGACCCAGACAACUUUGACCCCAAGACCUUCUUCAAAAUACAUGACAGCAACGGGGACGGCUUCCUGGAUGAGAGCGAGCUCGAGGCUCUCUUCACCAAAGAGCUGGAGAAGGUGUACACCCCGGGCAACGAAGAAGACGACAUGUUUGAGAUGGAGGAAGAGAGGCUGCGGAUGAGAGAGCACGUCAUGAACGAGGUGGACACCAACAAAGACAGACUGGUGUCUCUGAGCGAGUUCAUGGCCGCGACUCAGAAGGAGGAGUUCUUGGAAAAAGACGAGUGGGAGACAUUGGAUCAAAAACCCAUCUACACGGAGGACGAGAUGAGGGAGUACGAGCAGCAUCUGGUCAACGAGGAGAACGACAUCUACAAGAAGUCUGAGGAGCUGCUCAAGCAGAGGGAGGAGCUGGAGAGGAAGCAGAAGGAACUCGAUGAUCAGAAGAUCGGGCUGCAGCAGGCGGUGGAAGAAAUCGAGAGGAUAAAAGCUGCAGCCAAAGAGCCGGCAGGCGAAGCUGCACCUGUGGAACCGGUCGUAGCGGGAAACACCCCCCCGCCGCCGCCGCCGGGUCACCAGCAGAGAGACGUGCCGGUGCCGGGCCCCUCUUAGCCCACCUCAGUGCUUCUGGAGUGAACGCCAGUGAGCGUGCACGCGUCUUUCUGCCUUGAGAUGUUUCCAAUUGUUUGUGUAUCUUUUUUUUUUUCCAGGAUUUUCAGAACACCAGUCGGCAAAGAGUCUAGAAAAUGAAUGUGAAUGAAGGCAGUGGAAAUACUUUAAAAGAUUUAUUCAUUCCAUUAAACUUGAAAUAUUCCAUUUACUUUGCGUAGUUAGCUAAAUAAAAUAUGGCUCUAAUUACUUAUUUCACCAUGUUCAUUUCACGUGUGAUUAUCUAUACACAAGUUGGUUUAAAACAUGUCAAUCUUUCAAAUUCCUAGUUGAUUUGCUGCUUUUAUGUAUCUCAACAGGUGGUUUAAAUGAGCUCUCAGGGCUCCUGAAAUACACUGAAACAGCCAUUAUCAUUAUUUAUAGAUCUCUGAUGUAGUUUAUACUUCCAUAACAAGCAUAUAUCAUAAUGAUCCAAUGAUUGAUAACAGAUACAUAAUAUAUCAAUAUUUUAAUGUAUUAUAAUUGUCCUCAUGUUAGUAUGAAAUACAAAGUUAAUUUAUGUGCGUAGGGUUGUGUAGGGUUUUUUAAAUCAUCAAAUCAUUAUUUAUUCUCCACACCACUUUAAAUGAAACGGUCAAGAUGUGAAACUUGAUAUUUAAAUUAAUCAGACCAGCGAUAGUUGAACUUUAAUAGUGUUCUUUUCAAGGAGCAGUUUAAUCCGUCCAUCUCCUGACGUCCCGUGUGAGGAAUCCAACUCUUGUAUACCGUUUGAAUGUGGACAAUAAACUGAAUGAGCUUGCA